Messenger RNA from Penicillium nucicola, 3390 nucleotides. RefSeq names its product putative GATA transcription factor (Ams2). The record is from RefSeq and is a predicted model, not a curated record. Gene Ontology annotation, biological process: rDNA heterochromatin formation; regulation of transcription by RNA polymerase II; silent mating-type cassette heterochromatin formation. Lineage: Eukaryota; Fungi; Ascomycota; Eurotiomycetes; Eurotiales; Aspergillaceae. The coding region runs from base 1 to 3390 and encodes 1129 amino acids. Gene Ontology annotation, molecular function: sequence-specific DNA binding; zinc ion binding. The transcript is spliced from 3 exons.
AUGGAACCUCAGGAUGGCAUCGAUGUCCGCCCUAUGAGGCUGAAGGUUCUUUACACAUUUGACAGUGAGAACAAAACGAAUUGUCUCGCCAGAUGGCCUCACGUCCUCGACAUUCAGACUGCAUACCUUGACGAAACCACUCCAAUCGGUGUGAUCGAGUUGAAAACAUGUAUCCAGGCAAUUGUCUCUGCCAGCCCCGAGCUUGUGGCUCAGCUUGGAAAAGAUUACACAGUCUAUGCUUAUGACUACUCAGAGUACGAAACCCCUCUUGUUGGUCAAGGCAUGCUGUCAUGGGUAUUGUCAUCUGCCUCGCCAACCGAAGCUCAAUCGAAAACCAUGGUCACUGGACGAGUCUGCAAGAACACCCUUGGCCUCUUCUCCAAAGGUGCCGCUCAAGAGACGCUGGAAGUCAAGUUGCGGCUGGUGCCUGUCCCAACUGUGAUGCAGAGUGAGUACCUCGAUAGCAUACAAAAGUACCGCGAUCUGAGCAACUUCCGUCCAGGUGACUUUGAUGCACAAUCAUGGUCCAACUUUGUCCGCCAGAAUCCUGCAUUGGGAGAAUCUUCAAGAGCCCAAAGCCACGCCGGCUCGCCGAUGCACCACUCUGGUAUCGAAAGAUUUCACCAGCUGUUGAGUGAAGGGUCGACACCAAGAGAGUUUUCUAACUUUCCACCUAACGAAUCUGUCCGCUCGGUCUCGCCUUCACAUUCAUAUGCUCCUAGCAGAGUUUCCACGCCUGGCGGUCGAACACCAGCCCAUCAUCAAUCUUACAAACACAGCAACCCCCACAGUGAUAUGAUUCGCCCUUCAUCAAGUGCUUCUAUGCGGGACAAUGACUUCCAGAGCCAAGUUUCAUAUCACCAACGCCGAGGCUCCAUGCAAUCCGGAUAUGGCAGUGGUGAGGAGGAAUCCACCGAUCCCCAGCCCCGCAAGAGAGCCAAAGUAUACCAAGCAAGCUGGCCCGGAAAGUCAGCUCUGAACAUCGAAAGGCAACCCAGCUCGCUGCGGGUUGCAGCGAGUACCGCAGCUUCAGUUCGGAUCCACCGCCCAACUCCUGUGAACCCUGCUAUUGCCGCCGAGCAAUCCUUCGAGGACCCCGUCCGUCCACCCACUCCUAUGUCUCGACCAUCGGAUUUCAAUCGCCGGUCUCGACCUACAGGUAGUUUGUUGCGAGAAUCAUCCAUUGCAAGCAUUGCAUCGUGUCCCGCUACAUACAAUUCUCCCUAUUGCCAGAGUGACGACAUGCCAGGUGCAGACCAGACUUCGCCUGACGAUACCCGGUACCAGGGUCUCUUUGAGCCGUCCUUCAGCAUGCCAUCAUCACCCCCCGUGUUCGAUGGCCGCCUGCUGAACAGGUCAAGCCCUGUCUUACCACCCAUCGCUCUGGAUACUGACUCUGGCUUUAUGAGUGCCGGACUGGAGGAUCUUCUCGAUGAGGAAACCACCACGCCCCAAGAUGACCGCAGAAGAGCAGAGUCCCAUGAAAUUACCCAGGAAAAACGCCCUGUACGAUCUACAGUACAAGCAAGCUCCCCAGCUAGUACCAUUGGCGCUCACCAAGGAACCUCCAAUGAUCCACUCCCUGUCGACGAGAUGAGUGCGGAUCAGCUUUUAGCCAAGGCACCACCUGUGAUGUCUCGUCCUGCCACCUCGACUGGGUCAAGACCCUCUUCAAGUGCCGGCCCGCAGCGCUUGGCACCUAAACCCUUGCUUCCAGGCCCGAUUGCUCCGAUUGCUCCCCAGAACCAGUGUCACCCAUUGAUGCGUGCCAUUCCCGCCAGUGACCCCGUUGUGCCUUCUCGCCCCGUGGACGUCAAAUUCAUGCCUCUCGAGACCAAGAACAAUGCCAAGGGAAAGCGUACAAAGCAGGCAAUUAACAUGCAGGCACGCUUGGAGCAGGCGAUUGCCAAAGGCGAAGUUCCUCCAUAUUGCGAAAACUGUGGCUCAAUUGAGACUCCUAGCUGGCGUCGAGCAUGGGCAAAAGAAGUUGAAGGAAAUGACAAGCUUGCAGAGGAGAUGAUGCAGCAGCCUCUCAUGUUAUUUUGGGAUGUCUUGGAUCGGAACGCCGAGGGUGAAGUCCAGAAAUUCUUGAUCUACAAGAAGGAGAACGAAGACCAUUGGAAGCAAAUGACUUACUGCAACCCAUGUGGUUUGUGGCUUCACAAGUUCAAGGAAAUGCGUCCCCAGCAUAAAUGGUCCAAAGGUCCAGCAGCCAAGAAAAGAAAGCGUCCUGCUCGAAUCACUAAUGGCAAGCCUUCCAACUCUUGCCCUGCCACCAGAACCCGGAGUAAGGCUACCCCCGGUAAGCCAGCAGCUUCUUCUCCAGCAGCCACUGAAGCCUCUUCUGUGCCCGCUGAAGGCGAGACUCCUCAAAUGGAUGACGAUGAGGGACUUUCUCCCAACAAACGCUCCCGAGAAAACAGCACCGAACCUCAGCACUUGAGUGAGUUAGCUACCAACUGGAACAAGCAAGAUGCGAGAGAAGCCAUGCGCCGUGCCAUUCGGUCCAGCCCUGCCAGACGCACGCAACCCCGUCCCACCUCAUCGGGGGGCAGCACCGCUUCGACUCCCAAGCCUCUGAGAAGAUCGCUUUUCCCGAACGAAGGCCCGUUGAAGGAAAUUGAUGCCUCCAUGGUAAAUAGCUGUUCCCCUCGUCGCAGCCCGCGCAUUGCGUCGACAAAGGAUGACAAGGGAGCUCAGAAGGAGAACCACAUUCCCACUCCGGCCGACGAUCUUGACAAUCUUUUCGAGAGUCCCUCCAUCGAUUUUGAUCACACUGGAAGUCCGACUCCUCGUCGACGCAACGCGCGAGUCAACGCCGCAACCGAGAAACGCCCGAUGAAUUCACCAAGUGCCAAUCGGCGCAAGGAGUUGAGCUCAGUCAUGACUCCAACCCGGUUGUCAGCCGAGCGCCUGCAACGUAUCCAAGCAAGCCAACACAACCCACGUCAAAACAAGUCGCCAAACAAGCAACAGCCUUUUGCCCCUCUGACCACCGACGAGAGCAUCCACUCCGAGGCCUUCGAGUCUCUCGACGGCAUGAUUCUCGACAUCUUUGACGAUGCAGACCAGCCCAACCACUUCUUCCUCCAGAACGCCAAGUUCGACGGCGACAACUGGGCCGACUGGCUCCCAGAAGAUUACGUCUCUCCCAACGGAUCUUCUGACGAACCUGCCGAGGACCUGAUCAACUCCCUCUUCUCCAACUCCGAAGUCAACAAAGACAACCUCAACUCCGAAUUCCUCCCCUUCAACUUCGACGAAUCCGUCAUCCCUGACUCCGGUUUCUUCAGCUCCGACGCUCUCCAAACCGACCCAAUCCGCCUGGCUCCCAAGACCCAGUCUGCAAGCCACUCCCACGAUACCCAACAAGCAAACUCUUCUGCAUAA